GGCAUCUGACUGGAAGUUAGACCAGCCAGAUUGGACUGGCCGCCUCCGAAUCACUUCAAAAGGGAAGAUCGCCUACAUCAAACUGGAAGAUAAAGUUUCAGGGGAGCUCUUUGCUCAGGCACCAGUAGAACAGUACCCUGGCAUUGCUGUGGAGACUGUGACAGACUCCAGCCGCUACUUCGUGAUCAGGAUCCAGGAUGGUACCGGGCGUAGUGCAUUUAUUGGCAUUGGCUUCACAGAUCGGGGGGACGCCUUCGACUUUAACGUUUCCUUGCAAGAUCACUUCAAGUGGGUGAAGCAGGAAACUGAGAUUUCCAAAGAAUCUCAGGAAAUGGACAAUCGUCCCAAGUUGGAUUUAGGCUUCAAGGAAGGUCAGACCAUCAAGUUGAGUAUUGGGAACAUUACAACCAAGAAAGGAGGUGCUUCUAAGCCCCGGGCCUCAGGGACUGGGGGCCUGAGCUUACUCCCACCUCCACCUGGAGGCAAAGUCACUAUUCCCCCACCAUCCUCUGUUGCUAUCAGCAACCAUGUCACCCCACCGCCUAUUCCAAAAUCUAACCAUGGAGGUAAUGAUGCAGAUAUCCUUUUAGAUCUGGAUUCCCCUGCUCCUGUCACGACUUCAGCACCAGCUCCAGUUUCUACAAGCAGUGACUUGUGGGGAGACUUCAGCACUGCAUCCAGCUCUGUUCCGAACCAGGCACCACAGCCAUCCAACUGGGUCCAGUUUUGAGUGUGAUUGGCGUGAUGUGAAGGACACACUUGAAGAAUAAAAAUGACCCUGAGGGCACCAUUCUGUGAGGGAGUUGAGGGACCGCAUCAUUUCCCAGAACCAAAAUCAGUGGACAAUCUUUUCCGUAGCUUCUCUGUUGCUUUCGGGCUGGAUUAUUUUGUUACCUCUGUGUUACUUGCUGUACGCCAGGAGACCACCUGUUGUUUCCUGCUCACAACCAAGGCAGGGGAGUAGCGGAGAUUAUCACACUGGCCGACUGUGCAGAGUUCAGAAGGCCAACUUUGAGAGUGCGAGUGACCUCAGACAUUUGUAAAUUCUUGAAUUUGUCUCAGAAUCAUCUCAUGACUCCUGUGUAUCUCUUUGUGAUGCCCUAGUUAGCAAUUUCAGGAGACAAAUGCCUUGGAACUGUCUUUCCACUAACCCAGGACUAAACCAGGCUGGCCUCAGUACUUAGAAAGUUAGCUAAGAUUUUCAUGGGGGUGGGUUUGCAGAAAGCCGUAUCCCAGGUCUCUCCUGUAAAGCCUCCUUCAGGCUUACCCCAUUCAGUGAGCCACAGCACCCCCACCUUGUGUGUUUACAUGUUUUUUCCCUUUGGUAAAAGGUUGUGUUGGUGGUGCCUCACUGUUUUCUACUUGUUGAGUAGCGCAGCAUCUUUGACAGUGGAUAUUUCUGAGAUGAAGGAGGAUCAAGGGGCUGUGCUUUCCAGGUUGUAGUCUCCAGAAGUGUUUUUGCUACAUUUGAAGCAUAGCAUUAAUUUUACUCACCGUGGGUUUGACCUGAACAUUAAGAGUUUUAACUUGAUGUGUAGAGCAGAGCAGUAGAAGCGCUUAGCUCUCAUGCAGUACCCACACGCCUUGCUGCCUGGUGUGGAUCCCUUUUCAUAAACAUUUCUUGUAGUCCAUUUAGCUGUUCCAUGGAAAGCUGCUAUUACAUAAUUGUCAGUGUGAAGGAGGCUAAAUCACAGCUUUACCUGUGACAGCCUUUGCCCCAGGCUUUGAUACCCAGCUAGGAUAUCUUAAAGCAAGUUACCGUCCCGUCACUUUUCUCUCCCUCUGCCCGCCAUUCCUUUUACAAUGCUGUGAAGAGAGCCCUGUUCAGGUCUGGGUACUGUCCACUUUGUUGGGCAAUUUGAGGAGGGAUUGGGAGGAUUUAUAUUCUUCUGUGAGCACCUGUUUGGAUAUGUAUGUUCUACCUGAAGAGGGCCCUUAUAUUUAAUUAUAUUUAAUACAUUAUUUCUCUUGGAUAUUUUUUUUUAGCUGUUUCAAACUUUGGGUCCAUUUUUUCCCCCUCAUUGCCUCCCCUUUCCAGGCAGCUCUCUUCUUGCAGAGCCAUGGCAGGACGUUUAAGGUUCCAAUAAAAACACUAAGAGGAAAAUAUAGAAAAUAUAGUGACUAGCUAUUGGGAAACCUAUUUUCUCAAUCUUCCUCCAUUUUGUGUUCUUUGUAUUCUUAAGAUGAUAAUAUAUUAUGUAUUUGAAUUGCUGAAAAUUGCAAAUGAAGCUGAAGACAAAUGUAUAUAAGGCAUAUGCUGUAUUGGUGCAAUAAUGGUAAUUAGAGAUGUGAAAAAAGCUGGGUUUUCAUCCUUUGGUUUAUGUUUCUUAUCUCUCUACCAAUAGUAGGAGUUAAACCCAAGGCUUUGUGCAUGCUGGGCAAGCACCUUACUGCUUAGAUGCAGUCCCAGCCUCGUUUGUCCUUUUAGUUUAACUGGCCCAGGACAAAAGGCGACCAGUAAUAAGAGGGCACAUGCACUUGUCAGACAUUUAUUAUUCAACUUUCCCCCACCCUCUUCAGAACUUACUACCCAGGACCACUAAACUGGAGGAAUACAGACAAGGGCCUUGAUGGUCACUGCAGCGAUGGUGCUUGGGAUAUGCAUCAAAAGCACAGACACGGAAGCAGCUUCAGUGAUCGGAGGGGAAGAAGCUUUUAUUGUAUGGAAUAAAGCAUGACAGAAUCAAAAGAAGGCCAGGCCAGUAAGGUGGCUCAGCAGCGAGUGCUUGCCGUCAAGCCCGAUGACCUGACUUUGUCCUCAGAGAAUUACCUCCUGUAAGUUGUCUUCUGACCACAUGUGUGCCAUGGAUACUGUACUGGCUGCUUUGUUUUGUUUUUUUGUCAACUUGACACAAGCUGAGCAAGACACUAAGCGGCACCUCUCCAUGACCUCUACAUCAGCUUCUGCCUCCAAGUUCCAUCCCUGUUUGUGUUCCUGUCCUGAAUCCUUUUGAUGAUGAAUAGUGAUAUGGAAGUGUGAGCCAAAUAAACCCUUUCCUCUCCAA
Cricetulus griseus (Chinese hamster) is the source of this 3005-nucleotide messenger RNA. NCBI's taxonomy places the organism in Eukaryota, Metazoa, Chordata, Mammalia, Rodentia, Cricetidae. The record is from RefSeq and is a predicted model, not a curated record.